Actinia tenebrosa (Australian red waratah sea anemone) is the source of this 839-nucleotide messenger RNA. RefSeq lists its product as uncharacterized. The record is from RefSeq and is a predicted model, not a curated record. Lineage: Eukaryota; Metazoa; Cnidaria; Anthozoa; Actiniaria; Actiniidae.
UUGAGUCAAAUGACUUUGAUGAUCUACUGACUGAGGUACGGAAAGUUGAAGCCAGAAGAGACUGCAUCUUGAUGUUCAUGCUCAACCUAUAUGAAGAUGAAGAUAUUUGCAGAUCAAAUUUCUGUGUGUCAUUUAAGAAUGAGUUAGGAGCUGAUUUAGGUGGAGUAUCAAGAGACCUUUUUUCCUCCUUUUGGGAAAAAGCAUAUGAAGCCUACUUUGAUGGUGAUAUCAUUAAAGUUCCAUUUAUCCCACCACAUCAGAUGUCAAAUGCACAAGCAAUCUUCACAAAGCUUGGCAGAGUGUUCAGCCAUGGUYUCCUUCUAACCAAGACUAUACCAGUACGUUUUUGUCAAGUGUGUAUCAUCUCAUUGCUGUUUGGUGAAGAUAAAGUCAGUGACAAUCAACUCAUUUCCUCCUUUCUGAACUUUGUAACAACAUGGGAAAGGGAUCUGAUCAUUAGAGGCCUUCAAGGAAAGUUGACUACUGAUGAAGAUGAUGAUAUCCUGUCACUGUUUACAAGAUUUGGGAUGAGAUGUGCUCCCUCUAAUUCUGGAGAAAAGUUCAGAAGUCAGGUCAUUAAUAUGGCAAAAUCUGAGCUGCUGUACAAGCCAUGCACACUUUUGACGUGGAUGCUACAAGGCAUACCUGAAGACCAUUAUGAAAAGGUGCUACAGUUACACAAAGGAAGCCAAUAAGGGUUGCUUUUAAUGCAUCUAGUGGAAUUAUACGUGUUCCAUCAGCCUCUACCUGUGGAAGUACAGUUUUCCUUUCAACAACCUAUGAAUCACUUCAGGAAUUCAAGAAUGAGUUCAUUAAGGUACUUCAGGAUGACAAUUCCU